CGAGCCGCAGAUGGUCUCUCCCGGCCGCUACUAGAGGCUUAGCGUUGAGAGCCACAUGUUGAGUGAACAGACGGCGGCUAGCACUAGCAGCGGCGAGCAUCAGGAGAGGAGCGUCGUCGAGGACAGGCGGCUACAGCCGGUGGGGGAGAACGAGGAGGCGGAGUUCAGGGACAUCCACGCGCUGAGCCCGCCGCCGAGCCAGCCUUCGUCGUACCGCCGGAGCAGGCACGCGUCCGUCGGGAGCGACACCGCGUCCAGCGAGCCCUUCCCGACCAUGAGCAGGGAGUUCUCGGCCAUGGUCGCCGCCGCAGCAGCCAUCGCCAACGGUGCCGCCGCCGACAGGCUCGGGGAGGCCGAGGACGAGGAGACCAACCCGCUGGCCAUCGUGCCGGACAGCAACCCCAUCCCGUCGCCGCGCCGGGCCCGGGGCCCGCCCACCCCAGGCGCCGGCGCCGCCCACGCCAACGGCGACGGUGGGGUGUCCGUGGGGCAGGUCAGGAAGGAGGAGGUGGAGUCCAAGAUCGCCGCGUGGCAGAUCGCCGAGGUGGCCAAGGUCAACAACCGGUUCAAGCGCGAGGAGGUCGUCAUCAACGGCUGGGAGGGCGACCAGGUGGAGAAGGCCGGCGCCUGGCUCAACAAGUACGAGGUAGUCAGUCCAUCGCAUCGAUCUACACCUCCACACUCACUGACUAGCGUCGUCCGAACUGUCCAGUGCUUGCUGACUGAUACCAACGCAUGUAAUGUGCAGAGGAAGCUCGAGGAGAAGCGCGCCAAGGCGAUGGAGAAGGCGCAGAACGAGGUGGCCAGGGCGCGGCACAAGGCGGAGGCGAAGCGCGCGUCGGCGGAGGCCAAGCGGGGCACCAAGGUCGCGCGGGUGCUGGAGCUCGCCAACUUCAUGAGGGCCGUGGGGAGGGCGCCCUCCGCCAAGCGCUCCUUCUUCUGAACCCUCCCCCACCGCCCACCGGGCCUCUCCUCCUUCACCAGUUCCUCUGCCCUGCUCUGCUCGUCGUCGCCGCCCGCCGCCUGUGCAGUUCAGUUGCAUCGUUCACCGCUUCACUCCACGGGAUCAGACAGAGUGAUCAGUGCCGUGCUUAGCUGUGUGGAACGCUUGUUUUAGUGCUGUGUCCACAUGUAUGAUUUGUAACCUUUUCUUCUCCCUCCUGUUUAUGUCAGUACACGAAGGAUGUGCUCUGCCGGAGUGUUGAGGGCAAGAGCUGCCUGUAUUUUGUUGAUAUUUCGUCAUCAACAGCUGUGUAUGUCAGUACGAACAAGAUAAUGGAAGUCCAUUACCACUGUGUAAAGUGU
Molecule: messenger RNA, 1305 nt
Organism: Zea mays
Lineage: Eukaryota; Viridiplantae; Streptophyta; Magnoliopsida; Poales; Poaceae
Product: Remorin family protein
Exons: 1
Coding region: 56-943 (295 amino acids)
Source: RefSeq, marked provisional